UCGUUCCAUCGGACGACCGGGCCCUGCGCAGAAGAAGUGCACCGAGAUCGGGAGGCAAGCAGGACGGGCGCUUCUUCCACUCUCGCCACCAUCGUCAUCGCCCCGUGGAUCGGAAGGAGAAGAGAUAGAAGCAUGUCAUCGUCGGACGCGGGACCGUCAUACCGCGCACCGGGCCCGGGCCAGGGCGGGCUCGUGUACUACUCGCAGGGCGCGGGGCCUUCAUCAUCAUCAUCGUCGGCGCCGUCGUCGUCGUCUGCGUCUGCGUCUGCCUCUGCACCGCCACACAUGGGGGGCAUGGACGUGAACAUGGGCCUGGGCAUGGGCUUGGGCAUGGGUGGAGGCGUCGGAGCGGGCAUGGGCAUGGGCAUGGGCACGGGCACGGGCAUGGGCAUGAGCAGCAUGGCGGCCAUGGCCAAUGCGAGCCACAACGAGGAGCUGGCGGCCGAGAUUGCGGCGGCGACGCGGAGCUCGUCGGUGCCGCGCGGCUUUGCGGGCAACAACCACUCGGUGGCAGCCCCCGCAUCGCCGGCGCUGUCGACGUCGUCGCUGCCCUCGCCGAUGCCGCAUCAGCCGCCGCUGCAUCAUCAUCAUCAUCAUCAGCACGCCAUCCACUCUCACGCGCACUCGCACUCGCACCAGCACCAGCACCAGCAUCCGCACCGCAGCCACGCGUCGCUGCCGCCGUCGCCGCUGCAGCACUCGCCGCUCGUGCAGCAGUCGUCGCCCCUCGCGCCGUUCCACCAGCAGCACGCGGGCGCACCACGCCACUCGCCAUCAUCGCUGCAGCAGGGAAGACAGUCGCCGUCUCUGAUGGUCCAACAACAACAUCCACCGUCACAGUUGGAGCAGCUGCAGCAGCAGGAGAGCAGCAACAGCAGCAGUCGCGAAGCAAGCCCCGUCGGCGGCAGUGGUGGACAGGGCAAGAACAGCAGCAGCAGCAGCAUCGCGCGCGUGGCAAAGGCAUGCGUGCCCUGCUCGACAAAGAAGCGGCGCUGCGACGGAGGCAAGCCCGAAUGCAAGGUGUGCCAGGUGCUGGGCACGCCGUGCUCGUACGAGGCGCGCGGCCUCAAGCGCGGCCCGCCCAAGGGCUUCCGCUCGGGCCCCAAGGAGAGCGCAAAGGUGCGCUUGCUGCGCAGCCUCGAGACGACGAUGCGCGACCUCUCGAUGCACCUCGGCACCCACGAGACGGCUCUCGAGAUUGCGCGCGUCGCCCACGACCGCGGCCUUGCGCUUCCUGUCGUUGGCCAGCCGUCUUCUUCUUCUUCUUCGCACAUCACCGUCAAGGCCGAGGCCGAAGACGAGGCCGAGGAUGGCGAUGACUUGGCUGGAUCAUCUGCGUCAGCGUCGGCACUAGCAGCGAGAGGCAGGGAAGAAGGAGCAGCAGCAGCAGCAGUAGCAGCCAGACGCCCCUCGCUCAACGACGACUUCCUCGGCAUCAAUGAGCAGGGCCACGUGCAGCACUUUGGCUCCUCGUCGGGCAUCCACCUCGUCAAGAAGGGCACCCAGCAGCAGGCCCUCUCGUCGUCGUCGACCUCGACGCCUGCCGCGUCGCCUGGUGCCGCCGCCGCUGCUAUCAAUUCACCGUUCCCCACCGACCGCUCGCCCGGGCAGCUGCAGGCGCACCAGUCGCCGCAGUCGCAGCAGUCUCAGCAGGCGCAGCAGUCGCAGCAGGCGCAGUCGCAGCAUGUACAGCAGCAGCAGGGAGGACAGGGAGCACAGGGAGGACAGCUCGCCGCACUCAGCGCGCAGGCCAACCGGGAGCUGCUGCAGGCCUACUUUGCCGGCUUCCACACCUUCUGGCCCGUGCUGUACAAGCCCGCGCUCGACGACAUGCCCGCCGACGAGGUGCCCCUCACCCUCGACCCGGCGCUGCUGCAUGCCGUGUAUGCGAUUGCAGCCUGCGUCGCGCCCGCCAGCCUCGUGCGCCGCCUCGAGGCCGAGCUGCUCCUCGUCGGUGCUCCCUCCCCUGGCUCAAACAACGACAGCAGCCAGUCCUCCCCCGGCGCACUCCUCUACCGCCGUGCCGAGGCGCACCUCUUUGGCGACUGCCGGCCGCCCGUGGCGUCGGUGUCCAACGUCCAGACGUGCUUCCUCCUCGCGCUCUACAACCAGGGCACCGGCGACCUCUCGCGCGCCUGGCUCCACUCCAACCUCGCCAACGCCAUGGCCUUCGACCUCGGCCUGCACCGCUUCAACGUGCACCGCCUCGACCGGUUCCAGAACCGCGUCGAGCGCGAGACGCGCGUGAGGCUCAUCCACUCCGUCUACAUCCUCUCGACGAUGCUCAGCGCCGAGAUGGGCCGGCCGCCGACGAUGCGGGCGCGCGACAUCGAUGCGCCCCUGCCGAGCGAGGACGAGCGCGACGAGGCCGACGAGCAUGCCGUGUCGUGCAUCAACUGGGGCGUGCGCCUCUUUACUAUCGUCGAGACGCUCCUGUCCCAGGUCCACUCGUUCCGGCGCAAGGCCGCGCUGCGCAGGCAGGGCCACGCGCGCCAGGUCCUCGAGGACAUCGACGCCCAGCUCGUCGACUGGCACAAGAAGCUGCCCGCCCACCUCGCCCUGCCGCCGCCGCCGCGCGAGGCUGGGGGGCCAGCAUCAGGGGCAGAAUCAAGACCAGAGUCAGGAACAGGAGCUGGAGCAGGGGCAGCAGCGGGAGCAGAGGCAGCGGCAGCAAGUGCCGCCGCGGCAAACGUCGUCGCGCUCCAUCUCUGGUACCACACCGCACGGCUCCUCCUCCACCGGCCCUUUAUCCCCCAGGACGAGGGCCUGUCGCUGGGCCAGGUGCUGGCCAACGAGUCGCACAAGGCCGCCACCCAGGCCGCCAAUGCCAUCUUUGAUCUCGUCAAGAGCACCGCCAGCGUCGACGGCCUCUCGACCGACCUGGCCUACUGCCUCUUUACCGCCGCCGUCAUGUUUGUCUUUAAUGCCCGCCUCGCGGCGCAGUCCGACGUGGCAAAGCAGGCCCGCGAGCGCUUCACUGCGUGUAAAGAGUGGCUCCGCAGCCUCGCUCAGCGCUGGCCUGCCGCCAGUGCGCGCCGCCAGCUCCUCGACGGCUUCAGCGAGGUCGGUAAUGGCUUCCUCGACCGCGCGCCUGGCCAGGCCCAGGGCGAGUCUCAGUCUCAGUCUCAACCCCAGGCUCAGGGGCAGGCCCAGGCCCAGGCUCAGUCGCAGCCCCCGUCGCAGCCUCAGUCGCAAGCCCAGUCGCAGCCUCAGCCUCAGUCGCAGUCGCAGCCGCAGCCCCAGUCGCAGCCUCAGCUUCAGUCUCUGCAGCAGCAGCAGCAGGCGGCGCAUACACAGCAGCAGCAGACGGCGCCUCCCACGCUGGCAGCAAUCAACGACCAGUGGCAGAUGAUGCACACGACGACGCCCUGGCAGCACCCCUUUCCCUUCACGCCCUCGCCCUCGGCCUCGUCGUCGUCGGCGGCGGCCAAUGCCGGCGCACCGCGGCAGGAGAUGCUGCAGUACCUGCACGACAACAGCGCCAACAACUCCAACUUUGCGUACAAUGCCACCAGCUUUGGCUUUGCACCCGGCAUCUUUGAUGUCGAGGGCGUCUACUGGAACGAGACGAUGAACAACCGCCAGUACCAGCCGCAGCCGCAGCAGCAGCAGCAGGCCAUUCCUCCUACAGCGGCUCGUCCGGGGCCACCGCAGGCGCAGCACACGCUCCUGCAGCAACCGCAGCAGCAGCAGCAGCAGCAGCAGCAGCAGAGCUUCAGCUCGCCUCCGCAGCGAGACAACCUCGCGAUGCUCGCCCACGUCACCUCGCACCACCCUCCUCCUGCGCCGAUGGUCCCCCAGCAGCAGCAGCAGCAGCAGCAGCAGCAGCCGCGCCUGUCGCAGCAGAUGAAUGCACCGCCAGCAACAGGCCAGCAGCCGCUGCCACAGACGUCGCCCCUCAGCUUCCAGGCCGAGGUGGGCCACCCGCAGUGGGGCGACCUCAUCAACAUGCUUCAGCUGCCCCCUUCGUUCAUGCAGUGAACCACCGCCGUCCGACCUGAACCCAUGUAGCAUGUAUCUCUAUCUUUCUACUCUCUCUCUUUCUCUCUCUCUCUCUGUCUCGCUCUCUUGCCGCGUCUCUCGCGCACGCAUUGUAGAACUCUAUAUCGGAAGACACGACGGGUCCCUCUAAUCCUACAUCAAUUCCACU
Molecule: messenger RNA, 4150 nt
Organism: Acaromyces ingoldii
Lineage: Eukaryota; Fungi; Basidiomycota; Exobasidiomycetes; Exobasidiales; Cryptobasidiaceae
Exons: 1
Coding region: 133-3981 (1282 amino acids)
Biological process (GO): DNA-templated transcription; regulation of DNA-templated transcription
Molecular function (GO): DNA binding; DNA-binding transcription factor activity, RNA polymerase II-specific; zinc ion binding
Source: RefSeq, a predicted model, not a curated record